Messenger RNA from Spinacia oleracea (spinach), 1316 nucleotides. Its product is annotated as transcription factor PCL1. The record is from RefSeq and is a predicted model, not a curated record. Gene Ontology annotation, molecular function: DNA binding; DNA-binding transcription factor activity. The transcript has a single exon. Lineage: Eukaryota; Viridiplantae; Streptophyta; Magnoliopsida; Caryophyllales; Amaranthaceae. Bases 298 to 1089 code for a protein of 263 amino acids. Gene Ontology annotation, cellular component: nucleus. Gene Ontology annotation, biological process: regulation of DNA-templated transcription.
UGUUUUUCGUUUCUCUCUCCUCACCCCCAUUUUCUCUCUCUAAAUUUUCCCCCAAAAUCUGAACUUUCCAAUAAAACCCAAAAAAAAACCGUAUUUCAAGUUACCUCAUUUCACUCCCCACUUUUUUCUCAUCUCACCCCACACUCUCUUCUUGCUCAAAUUUCUGUAUUUCAGAUUUGAUGAAUUGUUUAAGAAAUCUUUAGAUUUUUUAUUGAAAUUCUCAAUCUUUCUUCUUCAUUUCACCCCUUUAAUCACCAAACUAAAAAAAGGGGUUGAAUUUGGAGAGGAGAGAAAAAUAUGGAAGAUCAAUGGGAGAUGGGUUUACCAUUACCUGAAGAUCUAACCCCAAUAUCACAAUCUUUAAUCUCCCCUGGCCUUGCUUUGGCAUUUGGGAUAACCCCAGAUAAUACUCGAGCUCAGUUUGAUUUAAAUCUGCACGACAACUGUUCGACGUAUUCCCCCAGUGAAGAAAACUUAGAAUCUUUGAGUUUGAGGUUGUUUUCUGGAAGAAGUGAUUUUGAUUGUUCCAAUAGGAUGAGAAGGGGUGAUAGUUUUGUAAAUGAUGAGGUGAAUUCAGGAUCCAAAGAUGACGGGGAUGAAAAUGGGCUUAAUCGGGCUGUGAAACGGCCUAGGUUAGUUUGGACCCCUCAACUUCAUAAAAGGUUUGUUGAUGUAAUUGAGCAUCUGGGUAUUGAUAAAGCUGUUCCCAAGACAAUUAUGGAGAUGAUGAAUGUAGAAGGGUUGACGAGAGAGAAUGUUGCUAGCCACUUACAGAAGUAUAGGUUAUAUUUGAAGAGAAUGGAAGGGCUCUCUAGUGAGGGUCAAUCAAACCCUAGACGGGAUACACCAAUGUUCGAUUGUGACGGGUUUGGGUCCAUGACAAUGCCACACCCACACCCACCGCCACCCCAACAGCAGCAGCAGUGCAAUUCACUGCCUUUGAUGCCAAUGCCGAUGGUGGUGCCGCCUCCUGGGGCGGCUUAUGGGUUUGGACAUUUGGGGUUGCCUCUUCCUAGUUCUUCCCCUUCUGGAUACUGUGGGCUUGAAUCUGGCGCGUACAACAUGUUCUGGAAUCGGCAGCGAGGUUGAUCAUUUUGUUCAACUUUUUUUUAUAAAAAUGUAGUAUGAUGGGGUUAUUGGACUAGUUUGUAGUAUAUGGUUUGAAUCCUUUCACAUAAUCACAAGCUAUCCUAUAAGUUGCUUAGAAUCGAAAUUUACCACAUAAUGUAUCACUCUUCCUUUCUUUUCUUGAUAAUUUAAUGAAAUUGUGAAACACAUUUCUUAAGUGAAUUCAAUAUGGAAAAUUUUCUGUGGUU